Messenger RNA from Hemicordylus capensis (graceful crag lizard), 1164 nucleotides. Its product is annotated as protein EOLA1-like. The transcript is spliced from 3 exons. The record is from RefSeq and is a predicted model, not a curated record. NCBI's taxonomy places the organism in Eukaryota, Metazoa, Chordata, Lepidosauria, Squamata, Cordylidae. The coding region runs from base 394 to 870 and encodes 158 amino acids.
GGGAAGGCGGAGCCAGGAGCCAGGAGCCAGCCAAUCAGCUGCCGCGAAAGCAGCUCUGACGCGAGGGAAGGAGAGUAGAAACGAAAGUCGGACGGGAUUGGUCGCCCGCGCCGCUCGUCUCCGUCUCCAUCUUAGCACCGUGCGCGAGACGGAGGGGCGGGGCUUUCCUCUUCUUCUCCGGGGGUAAAAAGGGGGAGGAGCUAUGCGGCGGCUAGUGGAACUCCUGGCGACCUGGCUUGGUCGUGUCUACCGGUUUAAAGCCGAGUUUUGAGGAUUGCUGGGUUGGAGCAAAGGGCCCAUGGAUCCCCUUUACGCACACUCAGAGGCUUCUGGGGGAAAGCUCACCGGCAGCGCAUGAAGGAGAUUUGAGCAGAGAAUGACACUGGAGAAAAAAUGAAGUUUGCCUGUCUUUCCUUCCGUCAACCUUACGCCGGGCUGGUUUUAAACCAAGUUAAAACAAUAGAGACCCGUUGGCGACCGUUGCUGGCAGAGUACAAAGCUUGCACCGUUGCUGUCCACAUUGCUUUUAAAGACUGGGGUGACGACACCUGGAAAGAGAUCCUCGAGAAGAGACUUGGCAUGACGUGGACACAGAUUGAAGAGUUAGUAGAUGAGGGUGAGAAGUUUGGCAGGGGUGUUAUUGCAGGGCUAAUUGACAUUGGAGAAACAUCACAGUGUCCAGAAAACAUACCUCCUGAAGACCUCUUGGACCUGGAAUCUAGAGCCAUACUCUCAGGCCUAGAACAGAAGUACCUGACAUCCAUUUCAAACCCCAGAUGGUUGCUGGAACCCAUCCCUGCACGAGGGCACAAGGAUGUCUGGCAAGUGGACAUCCCUGAAGAACUCAUUCCUUCUCUGGAACAUCACUGAUGGUGUGUGUAUGGCUCUUUGGCCCAUUGGCCGACCCAAGUGUGCCCCUCUUGUGAGCAGAAGUAGCUUGCAGGUGCUGAUUCUACCCCAGUGGUCUCCAUUGGUGAACGUUACAGACUUCCGGACAGCUGGCUGGAAUCCGAGUGCAGCUUGUGGAUACGGUGGGCAGAAAGCAAGCAUUGUGGGCAAUGAAUGCUUGAGUCCAGCUGCUUGUAUCCGAAUCAUUGUAAAUAACUAUAUACAUAAAUUACAUAGACAGCUUUUGUCAGUGAGUAAACCGAUAAUUUGACUCUC